Molecule: messenger RNA, 1242 nt
Organism: Diospyros lotus (date-plum)
Lineage: Eukaryota; Viridiplantae; Streptophyta; Magnoliopsida; Ericales; Ebenaceae
Exons: 7
Coding region: 368-964 (198 amino acids)
Source: RefSeq, a predicted model, not a curated record
GCCCUACCUCUGUCGCUCCGUCGCGCCUCGCCCUCGCCCUCGCUCUCGCCUCUCGCUGCUCCUUCACUCGCUGCCUCUCUCUCCUCUCGCUGCUCCGUCGCCCUUCGCCCUUGCCUUCUCGCUCGCGCCCUCGCUCUCUCGCCUCUCGUCUCUCGGUCAGCGGUCGCUCGUCGUCCUCGCCGGCUCGCCUCGCCCUCGUGGCCGGUCUGGUGGUGGCUCGCUGCUCGGUCGCCCGCCCUCGUGGCCGGUGGCUCGCUGCCACUUGCUCCGUCGCUCGCUCUCGCUCUCGCUGGUGGCUCGCUGCCUCUCGAUUGGUGAUUGGCUCAUCAGAUUCAGUCUUUCAGAUCUGCUUCAACUUUCAGCGGCAAUGGAGGGGAUGGUGAAGAAAUAUCAGCAAAAAUUUAGGAAAGUAAAAGAAGAAAUGAGUCAUUGGGAUGAACUUCAGUCUAAGUUGCUUUCCCAGUUUCGUAACGCAUCUUCCAUUAUUGAGAGGUUGCAGGUUAUCCAAAACCCCAAUAAUUAUGGCGUCUUAAAUUGUAUUGGUGGCAUUGAAGAUGUUGUCUUAAGAAAACAGAUGGAAACCCUGGAAACUAUCUUGCUUUCAAUGAAUAAGACUUUGGGAGAGUUUCAUGGUAUUGUUUUCUCACUUGAGAAAAUUCUUCAAGAUAGUCGGCAGCUAGUUAAAGGGGGAUCUACCCAAGUGACCCCAAAACAGCUACAUCAACAAAUUGGUAUAAAACCAUGUCUUGCGGAUUGUUUGGAUGGCCUGAGGCUUCUUUACGAGAUGCACCAAUCAGAGUACUUGCUUAAAUCAUCAAUCAUAUCAACGCUUUCGCUGGUUGCCUUGAAGCCGAGUAUUGGUGGUCUAGGUGCUCUGCUGCAACUCUUGGUCGAUCAACCUAACAUUCACAAAGAGGAAGUGCAGUUCAUAUUUGACAUUGUGUUUGCUGAAGAAAUAUGUUGAUGGGCCAUGCGUAUGAUGAUCUCAAAUCUUGAUAAUUGGCUAUACAGUAUAGUUGCAUCAAGUUUGCUUCAGGAAGUAAAUCUCUGUGUUGUACAAGUGACAAAAUCUACAGCUGACUUUUCAAUUGGCUCAGAUGUGUUUGGCGAGAAGUUUCUAGAAAAAUGUUUCUUUCAAUCAGAAGGAUACAUACAUAUGCAUUCAUGCACAAUCCAUCCUCUUAUAACUUGAUAUAUAUGUCCAUCCAGAGAACGCAAAUACUUUGGGUCGGGUUUGAUGCA